UCCAAAUCAGUUAGGACGUAAAUAACACGUCUUUUUCCUCUCUAACAAAAAAAAUUAACACGUCUUUACAAUUCAAAACUCUUAUUUAUUUAUUUUUUCUUUCUACGUUCUCUUUUCCUCUCAACACCCCAACCCUCUUUUCUUCACCUCUGUCCAAUUUCAGCAGAAACCCGGCAACAUUACAAAGCAAAAAGUAAUCUUUGUGCUUGAUCGCCGAUAUUUCCCAUCUGGGUUCUCAACAAAUUGACAAAAAGUAUUAUAAUCUGUGAGAUUUCGAUCGCAUAUUUGUCAAUCUGAGUUGCAAAUCAUUGGGUAUUCCGAGGAAAAGGCAUUGAGUUUGAUAUUCUGAUCUGGGUCCUUUUCUUUCGAUCAAUUGAUUGAAGAAAAGUGAGGGAAGAAGAUGAAGGAAAACCACCUUGGGUUUUUGGUUUGUUUUUGGUUUCUGCUAUUUGGUUCAUGUUUCGGCAGAUUUGUGGUGGAGAAGAACAGCUUGAAAGUGACUUCACCUGAUCACUUGAAAGAUGUUUAUGAAUGUGCAAUUGGAAACUUUGGGGUUCCUGAAUAUGGAGGAACCAUGGUUGGUACAGUGGUUUAUCCAAAAGCCAAUCAAAAGGCAUGCAAGGACUUCAAUGAUGUUGAUAUCACCUUCAAAUCGAAGCCCGGUGGCCUACCAGUCUUUCUUCUUGCCGAUCGAGGGGAUUGUUACUUCACCUUGAAGGCUUGGAAUGCACAGAAUGCUGGAGCAGCAGCUAUUCUCGUUGCAGAUGAUAGGAUUGAACCUUUGAUCACCAUGGACAUGCCAGAAGAAGAGGAUGCACAGGCUAAUUAUGUACAGAACAUAACCAUACCCUCAGCGCUUAUUAGCAAAACUUUCGGGGAUAAAAUCAAGAAAGCUGUAUCUAGCAAUGAGAUGGUUAACAUAAACCUUGAUUGGAGGGAGUCUCUUCCACAUCCUGACGAGAGGGUCGAGUAUGAGUUCUGGACGAAUAGCAAUGAUGAGUGUGGGCCUAAAUGUGACAGUCAGAUCGAGUUUGUCAAGAACUUUAAAGGAGCAGCUCAGAUACUUGAGCAGAAAGGGUAUACUCAGUUCAGUCCUCAUUAUAUAACUUGGUACUGUCCGGAAGCUUUUCUCUUGAGCAAGCAGUGCAAGUCUCAAUGCAUCAACCAUGGGAGGUACUGUGCUCCAGACCCUGAGCAGGACUUCAGUAGAGGGUAUGAGGGAAAAGAUGUUGUUAUUCAAAAUUUACGCCAAGCUUGCGUUUUUAAAGUGGCCAAUGAAAGCGGGAGACCAUGGCUUUGGUGGGACUACGUGACUGAUUUUGCUAUCCGUUGCCCAAUGAAAGAGAAAAAAUACAAUAAGGAGUGUGCAAAUCAAGUUAUCCAGUCACUUGGAAUUAAUAUCAAGGAGAUAGAUAAAUGCGUAGGAGAUACUGAUGCAGAUAUAGACAACUCAGUUCUUAAAACAGAACAGGAAGCACAGAUUGGUAAAGGUUCCCGUGGGGAUGUGACUAUAUUGCCUACUCUUGUCAUAAACAAUAGACAGUAUAGAGGCAAGCUGGACAGGGGUGCAGUUCUUAAAGCCAUCUGUUCAGGUUUUCAGGAGACCACUGAACCUGCCAUUUGCUUAACUGAAGGGAUAGAAACAAAUGAAUGUUUGGAAAACAAUGGUGGAUGCUGGCAGGAUAAGGCUGCUAAUAUUACUGCAUGCAGGGAUACUUUCCGUGGAAGAGUAUGUGAAUGCCCUACUGUGCGAGGUGUAAAGUUUGUUGGUGAUGGUUAUACCCAUUGUGAAGCUUCAGGAGCUUUACGAUGUGAGAUAAAUAAUGGAGGCUGUUGGAGGAAGACUCAGGAUGGCAAGACCUAUUCUGCUUGCAUUGAUGAGCAUUCGAAAGGUUGCAAGUGCCCGCCAGGAUUCAAGGGUGACGGAGUCAAGACUUGUGAAGAUAUUGAUGAAUGCAAAGAAAAGUUAGCUUGCAAAUGCCCAGACUGCAAAUGCAAGAAUACCUGGGGCAGUUACGAGUGCAGCUGCAGUGGCAAUCUAUUGUACAUGCGAGAACAUGACACAUGUAUAGGUAAAGAUGGCAGUACAAAGGUAAGCUGGAGCUUUGUUUGGAUUAUUAUUCUCGGUUUGGCUGCUGUCAGUGUUGGGGGUUAUGCAGUAUACAAGUACAGAAUACGGAGGUACAUGGAUUCAGAGAUUCGGGCUAUCAUGGCGCAGUACAUGCCAUUGGAUAAUCAAGGAGAUCCUAAUCACGCGUAAAAUCCAGACAUGAUGAGUUGAGCAUUGUUGCAUUGGCAUUUUAACUGUGUUUGUUUCAUGGGAGUCUUUGGCUCAUAUUUAUGUAUAGAAUAAUCCCAGGAAAUUUUCUUUAAUAAUUCUCUUUUUUUUGUUGGUCUUUC
Cornus florida is the source of this 2400-nucleotide messenger RNA. Its product is annotated as vacuolar-sorting receptor 1-like. The coding region runs from base 401 to 2260 and encodes 619 amino acids. The record is from RefSeq and is a predicted model, not a curated record. The transcript is spliced from 12 exons. NCBI's taxonomy places the organism in Eukaryota, Viridiplantae, Streptophyta, Magnoliopsida, Cornales, Cornaceae. Gene Ontology annotation, molecular function: calcium ion binding.